AUGGAGCUCUCCGGCAACCCUUCCUCUCUACAUCCUAACCACCAACAAAACGGGCACAAUGUCAAUGUCACUUCCAAGAAAUAUUCGGAUAGGGGGGGGCUUAAUCCAAGCUCUACCCAGAGCAGUGGCACCGAGAUUAGGGCCGGCAAUCUACUCCACAACCACUCCGUCUCACCCUCUCUCCCAUCAAACUCCAUCCUCAUACGCACCCUCGCCACGCCUAUAAACCCAGCAGACAUAAACCAAAUACAGGGAGUAUACCCCUCCAAACCGCCAUUCAGCUCCUUACUGGGAACACCCACACCCAGCGCCGUUGGCGGUAACGAGGGCUGCUUCGAAGUAGUAUCGAUAGGAUCAUCAGUAAAGGGCCUGCAAAAGGGCGACUGGGUAAUAAUGCGUUCUACUGGUUUCGGAACAUGGCGUACACAUGCCCUAGCUACCGCGGACGAUGUGCUCAAAAUCGAGAAUAAGGAAGGUCUCACACCCCUCCAAGUCGGAACCGUGAGCGUCAAUCCAUGCACCGCCUACCGCAUGUUGAAGGACUUCAUCCCGCUGGAGCCCGGAAAAGACUGGUUUAUACAAAAUGGAGCCAAUUCCGGUGUUGGCCGGGCUGCUAUCCAGCUGGGUAAACAAUGGAACUUGAAUUCAAUCAACGUCAUCCGCGAGCGUCCGUCUGCUUCCGAAACCGAGUCUCUUAAGCAGGAACUUCUGGAUCUGGGCGCGACGAAGGUAAUCACCGAUGGGGAACUACAGUCUAAAGGGUUUUCUUCGCAGAUAAAAGAGUGGACCGCGUCCACAAAAGGCGAUCUCAAACUAGGCCUCAACUGUGUCGGCGGCCCGCCCACACUCGCUAUGACAAAAACCCUUAGUCAAGGGGGUCAUCUUGUUAGCUACGGUGCUAUGUCUAAACAACCACUUUCCCUCCCCACCGGUCUAUUGAUCUUCAAGGACCUGCAUUUCAGCGGCUUUUGGGUUAGUAGGUGGAGUGAUCAACAUCCGGAGGAGAAGAGGAGGACUGUAGAAGACAUUCUGCAGAUGACGAGAGAGGGGAAGUUUAAAGACAUUCCGGUUAAGGAGCUAAGGUGGGAUUGGGGAACUGAGGAGGCCGUCUUGAAGGAGGCCGUGCAGGGAACCUUGGAGGGGUUUAGGGACGGCAAGGGAGUGCUAAUGUAUGGUGAUACAUAA
Molecule: messenger RNA, 1185 nt
Organism: Venustampulla echinocandica
Lineage: Eukaryota; Fungi; Ascomycota; Leotiomycetes; Helotiales; Pleuroascaceae
Product: putative enoyl-[acyl-carrier-protein] reductase 1, mitochondrial
Exons: 2
Coding region: 1-1185 (394 amino acids)
Biological process (GO): fatty acid metabolic process
Cellular component (GO): mitochondrion
Molecular function (GO): trans-2-enoyl-CoA reductase (NADPH) activity
Source: RefSeq, a predicted model, not a curated record